Notolabrus celidotus (New Zealand spotty) is the source of this 1730-nucleotide messenger RNA. RefSeq names its product zebrafish testis-expressed 38 (gene zte38). Bases 282 to 1214 code for a protein of 310 amino acids. NCBI's taxonomy places the organism in Eukaryota, Metazoa, Chordata, Actinopteri, Labriformes, Labridae. The record is from RefSeq and is a predicted model, not a curated record. The transcript is spliced from 12 exons.
GAGUCACUUCACUGGAGGUCAUACUUUAGGCGGGAAAAAUAAAUGAUGAAAUAAAGGCUCGAACCUGAGGACGUCUGCUGCUUUAGUAUCUUUUAGCUCUCCUGUUUACAAUUUGAAAUUGGCUUAAAAACAUCUUAAGCUUCUAAGAGUGACAUAGUCAAAAUAAUUCAGGGCCUCUUUGGUAUCCUUUGGGGCAUUGAAUGUUUGAAUGCUUCAAGUUGGUAAGCUCACUUACUUUAAUUCAUUGUUAGCUGUACAAAUCUUAGCUAACCAGGAGAAACAUGGCAUUACAGAAGAUCAGAAAGAGCAAGGAGGAAACAGCUGAGUGGACAGGGUUGUUUCUGAAUGAUUUGAAAACCAACCAGGAGUCCCUUGUGUUCGUGAAGAGGAUGAUGGCUGUGGCAGUUUCCACCAUCACCUACCUCAGAGGCAUUUUUCCAGAGGAUGCCUACAGAUCCAGAUACCUGGAAGACUUGUGCAUCAAGGUUCUGCAUAAAGACCACAACACGCCUAGAGCCAGUGAAGUUGUUAAAUGGAUAAUGGGCUGCUUCGAUGCAUUGGAGAAGCAGUAUCUCCAGGUUGUGUUCAUUGGGGUGUACACCAAUCCAGAUGAACCUGAUCGCAUCGUUGAGUCCUACCAAUUCAAAUUCAAAUACACCAAAAAGGGUCCAGAGAUGAACAUCCUCAGGAACAGUGAUGUGGCGAUGCAAGUAACUGUGGAGGACACCAAGAGAGCCUCAGUGCUGCUCAUCAGGAAGCUUUUCCUGCUUAUGCAGAACCUCGACGCCCUCCCCAACAACGUCUACCUCACCAUGAAGCUCUACUACUAUGAUGACAUCACUCCAGCAGACUACCAGCCGCCCGGCUUUAAGGAGGGUGAGUGUGACAGCAUCUGGUUCGAAGGGGUGCCUGCGCACUUCAAGGUAGGUGAGGUAAAAACGGCCUACCACACCUUGAAAGUGCAAGUGUCAGCGGAACAAGGUCGAGUAGAGAAGCUUCAAGAGGGGAACCACCUGAGGGAGAUCAAGCAGGCUCCUCUGAUAAAUCCUCUGGAGAAGGAAACCAUGAAGAUUCAGGAUCCUUGCAAGAAAAAAUACCAAGAAGAGGAUCUGCCUUCUGAAGAUGAGUCUGCACAGUUCAAGAAACCUACACGACCUCUGGCAAAGAGAAAUAAAGCAGGAAAAAAUCUGUCAAGGAGGAAAAGAAGACGUUAGCGGUAUGGUUAAAGAAAACAAAGAUGCCAUCAGCCAUGUGAUGAACCAUUGAACACAUGAACCACUAGUUCUUUUUAUUAUCAUUAAACACUGCUCAAGGUUAUGUUUGAAUUAAUUUCACAAGAAAAUGUUCCUUGCACAAUGAUUUCUACCUUCAAGACAGGACAUUCCUGUCAAAAUUCUUAUAUAGACAAAAAAGUACAUGUAGUGAAUAAUAUGGAUAUACAGAAUAAUUUUAAUAUUCAAAGUGCUUCAUUUUUUCAUUAUUGUGUUUAUAAAAAUAUCCUGAUGUUUUUUUCAAGAAAUAAAGCUGUAUUUGUAAACAUUCAUUUCUGAAACUAUAAAAUGUUAUUCUGUACAUGGAUGGCAGUCCAACUUACUGAUACCGAACAUGCUGCUCAUGCCUACACUUGAGUAGCUGAAAUGUACCAAGUCUCAGUAAAUGCUUAUAAAAAUCUUAAAUGUAAUUAAAUUGGCUUGAUGAUAGUGCUAAUUAAUAAAGAUUCAAAAAUCUAA